Molecule: messenger RNA, 1558 nt
Organism: Carica papaya (papaya)
Lineage: Eukaryota; Viridiplantae; Streptophyta; Magnoliopsida; Brassicales; Caricaceae
Source: RefSeq, a predicted model, not a curated record
UGGUGGACAAGAACAGGCAUGUAAUCAAGUUUUGAUUUUAAAGCUUCUGGUAACAGGUGGGUUUUCUGGAUUUUCAAGUCCAGAGCUUCUUCUCCAGCAUUUCAUCCACUGUCCCAACCAGAUCAAACAGAUUCAUUCCCUUCUUAUCACCCGCGGCUCUCUCCUCAACCACACUUCUUCAUGGAACACCGUUCUCAUUUACAACACUCUCAUUUGAUCUUAUCUCUCUACGGGACUCUCUCGUACUUCUUUACUACUUUUCACCCGCAUGAUUUCACAGGGACUUUCACCAAACCAUCUCACUUUCCCAUCUCUAAUCAAAGCUGCUUCUUGCUCUCCCUCAUCUGGCCCAAUUCUCCAUGCUCAUGCUCUCAAAUGGGGUGUUUUAUGCGACCCAUUUGUGCAAACUUCAUCCGUGAGUGUGGACUCCGAAGUGUGUGACAUACGCACUGCACGUAAGAUGUUUGUGGAAAUUCCUCAUCCAUGUAUUGUAGCGUGUAAUGCUUUACUUGACGCUUUUGGGAGGAAUGGACACAUGGGUUCUGCGAGGAAUGGAGACAUGGGUUCUGCUUUUCUGUAUUUCCAGAGCAUGCCCGAGAAGGAUGUGGUUUCAUGGGCGAGUGUUAUUAAUGGGUUCGUGAUGAAUGGACUUGAUGCAUUGCGGAUUUUUGCAAAGAUGAUGGAUCACGAGGAUGUGGUCCGCGGUUCCGUGAAGCCUAAUGAGGCUACAUUUGUUACUGUGCUGUCUUCUUGUGCUAAUUUAGAUGGAACUGGUCUUUAUCAAGGGAAGCAGAUACAUGGAUAUGUUGUUAAGAAUGGGUUCAGUUUGAGCGCUGUCGUGGGGGCUGCGUUGGUAGAUUUGUAUGGAAAGGCAGGUUGUUUGGAGACUGCAAAAAGAGUAUUCAAUCGGAUAGAGGUUAAAGAGGUUUUCACUUGGAAUGCAAUGAUUUCUUCACUUGCCUGUCAUGGCAGGGCGAAGCAAGCUCUAUGUAUGUUUGAGACGAUGAAAGUGCAAGGAUUUUGCCCCAACGAGGUUACCUUUGUUGCUAUUCUUAUUGCUUGUGCUCGAGCUAAACUUGUUGACUUGGGUUUGAAGUUGUUUCCGUCAGUGUCAAGUCCAUAUGGGGUUGUACCAAUAAUGGAGUAUUAUGGCUCUGUUGUUGAUCUCUUGGGCAGAGCAGGCCUUCUGAGAGAUGCAGUUGAGUUUGUACUUUGCAUGCCCUUGCUGCCUGAUGCCUUUGUUUUGGGAGCUCUUUCUGGUGCUUGUAAGAUUCAUGGGGACGUUCAGUUGGGAAAUGAGAGAACAAAUAGUCAGAAAGAGAUAAAGAAUUGCAUAGAGAAGCUCAUAGCGUACAGAGUGGAGUUUGCUGGGGCUCUUUCUUGCCCGCGUUUGGUGUGAAUGUAACCAAAGUUAGGCCAUGGCGGCAAUGGAGGAGCUGAGGACUGGACGGAGGAGCAUGAACAGCAACAACACUGGUGCAUCGGAACAGGGUAGUGGGGCUCCUCAAGGUACUUCCUUUUCUUCUUGGAUCUUGACCAGAUUUUGAGCUUCUUCACA